This is a messenger RNA of Aspergillus mulundensis, 1902 nucleotides long. RefSeq lists its product as uncharacterized. The record is from RefSeq and is a predicted model, not a curated record. The coding region runs from base 1 to 1902 and encodes 633 amino acids. Lineage: Eukaryota; Fungi; Ascomycota; Eurotiomycetes; Eurotiales; Aspergillaceae. The transcript has 2 exons.
AUGUUCCAUAUCGAUAAAGGCGGCGAUGAGGUGGCCACCGGCGGCUCCUUCGACUAUGCAAACUACGGACCGUCCGAGAUCAGCUCUACAGGACACAGUCGUCAUUCACACUCGUCUUUAAGCUCAAAAACCACGGGCCUGCAAACUCUGGAAUCAAAACACUCUUCGCUCCAAUCUUUCCAUCUGGAGCCGCUCCCAGACCCGCCGCCAAAACAGGAUCGGGCCACUCCGAGAGUCGCCGUCGUCCAGAAAAAGGAUAGACGAGCUACGAAGCGAUUGGAAGCGGAAAGACUGGAGCUUGAAAAACGGCUGCUCAAACUGGAAGAGGCAGAACGUACUGGGGACACAUCGGUACUGAGAAGAGAGUCCCGGAAACUGUCAAAGAAACAGCCUCUUGGGAGUUCAAGUAGGUCAUCAAGUGUGAGCGGUGAUGAGUCGCGAUCUCGACCCCCUUCGCGUCUUUCGUCUAUCUUCUCAAGUUCAAGGCGAAGGUCAAGGUCUCGAUGUAGCUCCAACGAUGGGGCCGAGGAUCAGUUCAGUAGCAAUGGCGAGCCAAGUACGCUUCCAGCUUUAUCCUCAACCUUGCCAGAACGUCUAAGCACAGCAAUAUCCGAAGAGCUAGCUGCGAGGAAGAACGCCACGCUUGGGCCACCCAGAGAGUCACCGCAGUCGCUAGUAACAGCAACCAUCGCUCCCAAGAACCCCGAGCAAAACGGAGAAGAGGGCGCCGCCGAAAGUAUAUCAUCGUCUGCGCCCGCAGAUUUAGAUCGGGAAUUGUUUACGGCGAGCCUAGCAUCCAAGAGAAGAAGUGCAAUGCCAUCAUCGCCUGGACACGUUUCACGCGCCCAUCAGGACUCGAUUCCGGUUGUUUGCGACGAUAGAUCACGCUCAACCACGCUCAGGGUUAGAAGCCCACUAGCCAGAGCGUCCACGGAGGGGGUCGUGCAGAGGCAUCAGAAGAAAUUCAAAUCCUCUCCUCUAGCGGAAUCGCACUCCGCCACUACAAGUAGCCCCAGAGCAGUGACCCUAACGAGCCCUCAGGUCCCUGAUACGGUACGGCCGCAAACGCUGCCUGUCGCUGAACAAGCGACUCGCUCAGAAAUUAGUGCGAUAGGUUCACCUAACGCGCUGCCGAGCUCGAAUGCCUCCAGCCAUAAUGUUAUCGGUGAACUAUCCGUGAUGGAGACAAGAAAUGCUCGCCGCGUUAUACAGGGUGGCGCGAAGCCUACUAGUCAGUUAGCUCCAUCAGCACUACUAAUGAAGCCGCGCUUCUAUAACUCACUAAACAAAGUGAUAGGCCCUAGCGGUGGCAAGCCCAAAGCGAUUGGAACUUUAUCGCCCCCGCGUCGGGAACGAGACUCCUCCCCAACCGUGCCCCCCAAGAGCCCCAAGCGAAACAGCAGAGCGUUGUCACGAUCGCCGGAUUUGAAGCUUGACGGCAGGCCGCCUCCAAGUCAGAGCAAGGAUGAAAACUCCGAAUCAGACUACAAUACCGCAGACGAAAUUGCAUCCAUCAGAUCGAGAGUUUCAGACGGCGAGGUCGUCACUGCCAAGUCGAAAGGAGAAUCAAAAAAAGCGCCGAAAAAGAGGAACCUAGGGCAACUUGUUCCUAAACUUUUUGUAAUUUGCUGUCAGUGCAAGUUUUGGCAUGAUAUGCCAUCCGAGGUGUAUGCGGGAUUGGCCGUCUCUGAUCCUUUGUCGGCUGCCUUGGAUCAAGAACUCGCUACUUGGGACCAAAACUCUUUGGCCAACAGGCUGCUGCCGUCCAUGAACGCGCCAAAGUUUCAGCAUGCGGAUAUACAGUCUGGUCCUGUGAAGUGCUGUUGGUGUGAGCAUCCCAUGAGUAAGGGCUGCUGCCAGGGAUGGAGCACCCUGGUUCAGAUGCGCAAGAGACAUCACUGA